Messenger RNA from Cimex lectularius (bed bug), 1700 nucleotides. Its product is annotated as solute carrier family 25 member 35-like. The transcript has 5 exons. The coding region runs from base 20 to 772 and encodes 250 amino acids. Lineage: Eukaryota; Metazoa; Arthropoda; Insecta; Hemiptera; Cimicidae. The record is from RefSeq and is a predicted model, not a curated record.
AAACUUUUAUCUAUACAACAUGGAAUUUAUAAUUGGAGCCUCGUCUGCUGUCGGUGCUGUUAUAUUCACAAAUCCUUUGGAGGUUGUCAAAACCAGAUUUCAACUACAAGGGGAAUUAAAGAAAAAAGGACAAUAUACAGUUCAUUAUAAAAAUUUCUUUCAUGCUUUUUACCUCAUUGGUAAAACAGAAGGAGUUUUGGCAUUGCAAAAAGGGCUUGCGUCUGCAGCCAUACAUCAGGCAAAAAUCAGACUCCAAUCACAAGCAAAUAAGAGCAUAGCAGUAGGAUAUCAGCAUGAAGCCAAGAAUACAUUUGGAAUUUUAAACAGCGUUUAUAGGGAAGGCGGAAUAACCGGGCUGUGGCGAGGUGUGAUUGGAAGCGUACCCCGUAUUUGUGUCGGUUCAGCUUCACAACUGACAGCUUUUUAUGUUUCUAAAGAGUUUCUUGCUAACAAUAAGUAUUUUGUAAUACAUUCUGGGCUUUUAAACACUUUCGUGUCAAGCAUGAUUGGAGGUAUUUUUGUUGCAAUUACAAUGGGUCCACUAGAUGUUAUAUCAACACGAUUGUAUAAUCAAGGUAUCACAAAGGACGGAAAAGGGAUUUUGUAUAACGGAUACUUUGACUGUGUUACAAAAAUUUGGAAAACAGAAGGAUUUAAAGGUUUUUAUAAAGGAAUUGUACCAUGUUAUAUGAGAAUAGGACCUCAUACAGUAUUGUGUUUUGUGUUCUGGGAUGAACUUAAAAAAUUACAGGCUUAUUUGGAAAAAAAAUAAAGCAGGCUUAAGAAAAUAGAAAAUAAUUAAUUGGUGCCAUGGAAAUAUUGAUUAGAUCGAACAAUUUGAGAAGUAGAAAUACAAAUAAAACUGUAAUCUCAAGCUCAUAUCAGACAAGAACCUUAUACUUUACUAAAAUUAAUGUUAGAAAUAUAACUUUAGUGGAAAAAAAAAAGCAUUCUGCUGAGUAAUUGUUGCGUCAGAAGAACAAUUACCAUUUCAUGAUUUAGACACAUAACAUUUACAUUAUGUGUUGAAAGCUUGGUUUUUGAAAAAUUGCUUAAUGAUAAAACAACAAUGCUAUAUUGUAAUAAAUGAUUUAUCACUAUAUAUCAAGAAACUAACCUAUUUGGGUUUAGAAAAUUCAAAUAAAUAUAUCUGAUUUACUGUUGUCCUGAUUUGUUUGUAUAAAUUAUUGUAUAAAAAUAAUGUAAUGGUCAGCAUACAAUAUGGCAAUAUAUACUGUUAAGUAUAGUCAAAGUAGUUUCUAUUUUAAAUUAAAUCAACGCAAUUUAAUGGUUUAAUUUUGGUUUAACAAUUUUUGGUGAUAUUCUGUGAUAGAAAUAAUUCAGUGAAUAAAUAUGCAGUUUACAAAAAAUUAUGUGAUAAUGCAUGUUACAGAUUUAUUAAAGAACUAUUUUUUCAAGUUUUUUUUAGCAGCAAUUGUUUUACACUUCACCUAACAAUAUUAGAACUCAGUUCGUACAAAUGCAACCUGUUGGCUUAAACAAGUAAUCAUAUAAUGUAAUAUUAGCAUAUAAUUUGGGCAUAUAUGGUGUUAAAUAAGUUUUUUUUCUGUAAUUAAAUCAAUAGUUCUUGGUGAUAGAUAUUCUGUGAUAGUGACAAUGUGGCGAAUAAAUAGUUAAUAAAAAAAUUAUUUUAUAAUUUUGAACUCAGGUUACAGAAUUAUUAAAGAUCUAUUUUUAAA